AGACUAUCUAUAAUAAGCCGAUAACAAAGAUUCCACAUGACUUCCUUUAUUCUAUAAUGCCCCACCCCACUUAAACGGCAACGUCAUGCAGCUAAUCUUUAACGUCGUAAUGAUGAUGUCAUCAUCGAUCUCUAACGUCCAUUUCUUAAUCUUGAGGUCGACGAUAUUCGACCGUUUAAAGUCCACACCGACGGCCUAUAAAGAAGAGUAUCAUAUUAGUUCUACCAAAAAAGAAAAUUAGCUUAUUAAAACUUUCACGUCUAAAAGUGUCGUUUCUUGUGGUAAACAUGAGCUCGGAGAAGAAACAAGAACGCCUCGGAGAAGAUAACGGUGAUGGAAACAAAGGGUUAUCGUCAACGGAAGUUGUACGUACGGUAACGGAGGAAGAAGUGGAUGAGUUUUUCAAGAUACUACGUAGAGUACACGUGGCAACACGGACGGCUGCGAAAGUUAACGUCGGUGUCGAUGAACGAGAGUUACCGUCUAAGAAAAGGAAACGGAGUCAGAGUCUUGGUUUGGUAAACUCAUUGCAUGGUAACGGUGUUAGAGAUGGAGAACUCGAUGGAAUAACUCGGGUCGGGUUAAGGAAUUCGGGUUUGGAUCUGAACUGUAAACCGGAACCUGAAACCGUUAGUUUGUAAUCCUUCUCCAGAGUUUUACAUCUUUCUUCCUAUAAUUAUUUUUCAAUAUUACCUAAAUAGUUCUUAACA
Messenger RNA from Raphanus sativus (radish), 710 nucleotides. Its product is annotated as protein NIM1-INTERACTING 2. The record is from RefSeq and is a predicted model, not a curated record. NCBI's taxonomy places the organism in Eukaryota, Viridiplantae, Streptophyta, Magnoliopsida, Brassicales, Brassicaceae. The coding region runs from base 288 to 641 and encodes 117 amino acids. The transcript has a single exon. Gene Ontology annotation, biological process: regulation of systemic acquired resistance.